GAUCCUUAUUCCGUUAAUAUUCCGUCUUUUCUGCACCGUUUUUCGGGCUUCUCCGGGCGGUUUUAGAGCCGCGGAGCCGCAGCGGGUGUGCGUCCACCGGCCUGCCGCUGCAGCUACGGGUCGGUGUCGGACGGUCGGGUGUUCGUCCGGUUCUGGCUACGAAGCGACAACUGCAAAUCCGCGGCCGUAAUCUCCGGAUUUCAGCCUGAAACCGCGAACAGACGGCGGAGGGAUUUCUGAGAUUUCAGCCUCCGUCCUCCGCUGCUGGAGAUAAAUCCGGUAUUUUAUUACCGGACUGGAGGCUGUAGGCUGACCCUACGGACCGACACAAGGAGGGUCCUGGUCCUGGUCCUGGUCCUGGUCCUGGUCCUAGAAACCGUCAUCUUAUCUGCGGACCUGCAGGUUCGGUCAGAAAAAUGCAUUUAAAUAAUUAAAUUAAAAUAAUGACAUUAUUGUUUUCAUUUACAGAGUUUCAGUCAUUUACUUAUUUAUCUAUUGUAAAAUUUACUAAUUUCACAGAAACUUAAAAUUAACUUUAAAUCACAUUUCUGCCAUAAAGUAUAUUUUUACAGUAAUAAAAUUAAAAAACAUGUUUGUGUAAAACUACAAAGUAAAUUAGAAAUAAAUUUUAAAACUGCACCUAACUUUAUAAACAAAUACAAACUAAAACAUCUGAUAGUUUAUUGGGUUUAUGUUUUUAUCCGCUUCUAAAACUCUGUUUUUCUAAACUAAAAUUUAAAUGAAGAUCUGUAAAAUCACAAAUAUUACGUAUAUUUCUAAUCAUUAACAUUUAUUACUGAAGCUUUUUAAACCGUGCAGGAAUUUUCUAAAAGACUAGAAACUAAAAUAUUCAUCAGAUAUCGUCAUUAGAAGCUGUAAUAUUCAACAAAUCUACAAAAAGCUGCUUAUAUGACGACGAGGCCGAGUUAAAACUAAAUUCAUUCCCUUCCUGAGGCAGCUCCAUGAACUUCCUGCUCCUCAGCUAAUGUUAGCUAGCGGCGCUGAGGCUGUAGUCUGGAAUUAUGGGAAGUGUAGUCGGCUGCUGGCCUGUUAGAGGGACUACGGCGGCGGACUGAGCGGACUGUGAGCCGCCAUGUCGGAUAAAACGGCGCCGCGCUGCCAGCUGAGGCUGGAGUGGAUCCACGGCUACCGAGGACAUCAGUGCCGUAACAACCUGUUCUACACGGCCGGCAAGGAGCUGGUGUACUUUGUGGCCGGAGUGGGCGUGGUCUACAACACCCGGGAACAUACUCAGAAGUUUUACCUGGGACACAACGAUGACAUCAUCAGCCUGGCCAUCCAUCCAGAUAAGAUCCAGGUGGCGACGGGUCAGGUGGGUAAGGACCCGUUCAUCUGUAUCUGGGACACCUACGCCAUGCAGACGGUGUCCAUCCUGAGGGACGUCCACACCCACGGAGUCGCUUGUCUGGCCUUCGACUCUGACGGACAGCGACUGGCCUCGGUCGGCCUGGACGCCAAGAACACGCUGUGCGUUUGGGAUUGGAGGAGAGGACGAGUCCUCGCCACGGCGACCGGACACUCGGACAGAAUCUUUGACGUCUGCUGGGAUCCGUUCCAGGCCAGCCGGCUGGUCAGCUGUGGAGUCAAACACAUCAAGUUCUGGACUCUGUGUGGAAACGCUCUGACGCCAAAGAGAGGAAUCUUCGGGAAGACGGGCGACCUCCAGACCAUCCUGUGUGUUUCUGUGGCCAAAGAGGAGCUGACGUACUCCGGAGCUCUGAACGGAGAUGUCUACGUCUGGAAAGGAAUCACUCUGAUCAGGACUGUGCAGGCUGCUCAUGGGGCCGGGAUCUUCAGCAUGCACGCCUGCGAGGAAGGAUUCGCCACCGGAGGACGAGACGGCUGCAUCCGACUCUGGGACGUUGACUUCAAACCCAUCACCAAGAUCGACCUGAGAGAGGCCGAGCAGGGAUACAAAGGUCUGUCGAUCCGCAGCGUCUGCUGGAAGGCCGACCGUAUUCUGGCUGGGACUCAGGACAGCGAGAUCUUCGAGGUGAUGGUCCGGGACCGGGACAAACCGGUUCUGCUGAUGCAGGGUCACAGCGAGGGGGAGCUGUGGGCGCUGGACCUACACCCCAAACAGCCGGUCGCCGUUACCGGGAGCGACGACCGCUCCGUCAGGCUGUGGAGUCUACCUGACCACACCCUGCUGGCUCGCUGUAACAUGGAGGAGUCGGUCCGAAGUGUUUCCUUCAACAACGAUGGCUCUCAGCUGGCUCUGGGCAUGAAGGACGGUUCCUUCACAGUGCUGCGAGUCAGGGACAUGACGGAGGUCGUCCACAUCAAGGACAGGAAGGAGGUGAUCCACGAGCUGAAGUUCUCUCCGGACGGUUCCUACCUGGCAGUGGGAUCUAACGACGGGCUGGUGGAUGUCUACGCCGUGGCUCAGCGCUACAAGAAGGUGGGGGAGUGCAGUCGCUCUGCCUCCUUCAUCACUCACCUGGACUGGUCCGUCGACAGCCGCUUCCUGCAGACCAACGAUGGAGCCGGAGAAAGACUCUUCUACCGGAUGCCAGCGGGGAAACUGGUUCCCAAGGAGGAGGCGAAGGGGAUCCACUGGAUGACCUGGACAGGUGUUGUCGGGCCGGAGGUGAACGGCAUCUGGCCCAAAUACUCGACCGUCACCUCAGUAAACUCGGUGGACGCCAACUACAGCAGCGCCGUGCUGGUGACUGGAGACGACCUCGGCCUCGUCAAACUGUUCAGGUUCCCCUGCUUGAAGAAAGGAGCCAAAUUUAAGAAGUACAUCGGCCACUCCGCCCACGUGACCAACGUUCGCUGGUCCAAUGAUCUGCAGUGGGUCGUCAGCACCGGCGGCGCCGACCACGCUGUCUUCCAGUGGAGGUUCCUGCCUGAAGGAGUCAUGAACGGAGUCCUGGAACCGCUUCUCCAAGAGGGUUAUGCCGACUCCAACAGUGGCGAGUCGGACUCGGACGUGUCGGACGUCCCAGAGCUGGAUUCGGACAUCGAGCAGGAAGCUCAGACCAGCUACGAGCGCCAGGUGUACAAGGAGGACCUGCCGCAGCUCAGGAAGAAGUUGAUUGGCUCCCUGAAGCGGCAAAAAGCUCCCGAUGAAGGCCUCCGUCUGCAGUUUGUUCAUGGGUACCGGGGCUUCGACUGCCGUAACAACCUGUUCUACAGUCAGACAGGUGAGGUGGUGUACCACGUUGCCGCCGUCGCCGUCGUCUACAACCGGCUGCAGCACAGUCAGAGGUUUUACCUCGGCCACGACGACGACAUCCUCAGCCUCGCCGUCCAUCCACUCAAAGAUUACGUGGCCUCCGCUCAGGUGGGCAGAGACCCGGCCAUUCACGUCUGGGACAUGCAGACCCUGAAGUGUCUGUCGCUGCUCAAAGGACACCACAGCAGAGGGGUCUGUUCUCUGGAGUUUACAGCGGAUGGCAAGAAUUUGAUCUCGGUGGGAAUCGAUGAAUUUCACUCCAUCAUCAUCUGGGACUGGAAGAAAGGAGAGAGACUAGCCAAGGCCAGGGGUCAUAAGGAGAAGAUCUUCGUGGUGAAGAGUAACCCCUUCAGGAUGGACAAACUGGUGACUGUGGGGAUGAAACACAUCAAGUUCUGGCAGCACUCAGGGGGCGGUCUGACGUUCAAACGGGGGAUUUUCGGGAACCUGGGGAAGCAGGAGACGAUGAUGUCGGCGUGUUACGGCAGAUCGGAGGACCUGGUGUUCUCCGGUGCCACCAAUGGAGACGUUUACAUUUGGAGAGACACGACGCUCAUCAAGACCAUCAAGGCCCACGAUGGGCCGGUGUUCGCCAUGUGCUCCCUGGACAAGGGCUUCGUGACGGGGGGGAAGGACGGGAUCGUGGAGCUGUGGGACGACAUGUUCGAGAGAUGUCUGAAGACGUACGCCAUCAAAAGAGCCGCCCUGUCUCCGUCCUCUAAAGGUCUGCUGCUGGAGGACAACCCGUCCAUCAGAGCCAUCACUCUAGGACACGGCCACAUCCUGCUCGGAACCAAGAACGGAGAAAUCCUCGAGAUCGAUAAGAGUGGUCCGAUGACGCUGCUGGUUCAGGGUCACAUGGAGGGUGAGGUGUGGGGUUUGGCAGCUCACCCUCUGCUGCCCGUCUGCGCCACCGUCAGUGACGACAAAACUCUGAAGAUCUGGGAGCUGUCGGCCAAUCACCGCAUGGUCGCCGUCCGCAAGCUCAAGAAAGGUGGGCGGUGCUGCGCCUUCUCUCCAGAUGGUAAAGCUCUGGCAGUUGGUCUGAACGAUGGCAGCUUCUUAGUGGUUAACGCUGACACGCUGGAGGACAUGGUGACCUUCCACCACCGCAGAGAGCUCAUCUCAGACAUUCGCUUCUCCCAAGAUGCAGGGAAGUACCUGGCCGUGGCCUCACAUGACUCCUUUGUAGACAUCUACAACGUCCUGACCAGUAAGAGAGUCGGCAUCUGUAAAGGAGCUGGGAGCUGCAUCACCCACGUCGACUGGGACUCCAGAGGUAAACUGCUGCAGGUGAAUACUGGGGCUAAGGAGCAGCUGUUCUUUGAAGCUCCGCGGGGACGCAAACAGAACAUCAGCAUGGCGGAGUUUGAAAAGCUGGACUGGGCCAGCUGGACGUCUGUUCUGGGUCCGACCUGCGAAGGAAUAUGGCCGACACUCAGCUUCGUCAACGCCGCCUCGCUCACCAAAGAUCGCAAACUGCUCGCCACCGGAGACGACUUCGGCUUCCUAAAGCUGUUCAGCUUCCCGUCCAGGGGCCAGUUCGCCAAAUUUAAGAAGUAUGUGGGUCACAGCACCAAUGUGACCAAUGUCCGCUGGUCCAAUGACGACUCAAUGCUGCUGUCGGUGGGCGGAGCUGACACGGCGCUGAUGAUCUGGACCAGAGAAGCACCAGGCCACAAAGAAAGCAAAGCUGUGGACAGUGAGGAGUCAGACGACGACACCGAGGAGGAUGGAGGGUACGACAGUGACGUCGCUCGGGAGAAGGCGGUGGACUACGUCACCAAGAUCUAUUCAGCCAGCAUCAGGAACAUGUCAGGAACCAAACCUCACCAGCAGCACAAAGAGCUUCCUGUGGAGGAGAGGCCUCCUGUGAGCCGAGCUGCACCGCUGCCCGACAAACUACUGAAGAACAACGUGACCAAGAAGAAGAAGGUGGUGGAGGAGCUGGUGUUGGAGCACGUCUUCGGCUACCGAGGCUUUGACUGUCGCAACAACCUGCAUUACCUCAAUGAUGGCGCUGACAUAAUCUUCCACACCGCCGCCGCCGUGGUCAUCCAGAACCUGUCUGCCGGAACUCAGAGUUUCUAUCUGGAACACACCGAUGACAUCCUCUGUCUGACCGUCAACCAGCACCCCAAAUACCAGAACAUCAUUGCCACCGGACAGAUUGGUGACGUCACUGACCUGCCAGAGGCUGAAGUGUCCGGCCUUGCUCCUUCCAUCCAUGUGUGGGAUGCCAUGACCAAGCAGACACUGUCCAUCCUGCGUUGUUCCCAUGCUAAGGGUGUCGGCUACGUCAACUUCAGCGCUACAGGGAAGCUGCUCCUGUCUGUGGGGGUGGAGCCUGAACACACCAUCACGGUGUGGAGGUGGCAGGAAGGCACCAAGGUGACCAGUAAAGGUGGCCACGCUGAGCGGAUCUUUGUCGUGGAGUUCAGACCAGACUCUGAUACCCAGUUUGUGUCAGUGGGAAUCAAACACAUCAAGUUCUGGACUCUGGUUGGAGGUUCGCUCCUGUACAAGAAAGGAGUGAUUGGCUCGGUGGAGGACGGCCGCAUGCAGACCAUGUUGUCUGUCGCAUUUGGUGCUAAUAACCUGACCUUCACCGGUGCGAUCAAUGGAGACGUGUAUGUCUGGAGGGAGCACUUCCUGGUGCGAGUCGUGGCGAAGGCCCACAGCGGCCCGGUGUUCACCAUGUACACCACCCUGAGGGACGGACUCAUCGUUACCGGGGGCAAAGAGCGACCGACUAAAGAGGGGGGCGCUGUGAAGCUCUGGGACCAGGAGAUGAAGCGCUGCAGAGCGUUCCAGCUGGAAACUGGCCAGCCGGUGGAGAACGUCCGAUCCGUCUGCAGAGGGAAGGGUAAAAUCCUGGUGGGAACCAAAGACGGGGAGAUCAUAGAGGUUGGAGAGAAGAACGCCGCCUCCAACACCAUGAUCAAUGGACACACCCAGGGGGGGAUCUGGGGUCUAGCAACUCACCCUUUCAAAGACGUCUUCAUCUCGGCCAGCGACGACGGGACCAUCAGGAUCUGGGACCUGGCUGAUAAGAAACUCCUGAACAAGGUGAGUCUGGGUCAUCCUGCCAAGUGUACGUCCUACAGUCCCAACGGAGAAAUGGUUUCCAUCGGCAUGGAGAACGGAGAGUUCAUCGUCCUGCUGGUCAACUCGCUCACCGUGUGGGGAAAGAAGAGAGAUCGCAGCGUGGCCAUCCAGGACAUUCGGUUCAGUCCAGACAACCGCUUCUUGGCGGUGGGUUCAGUUGAAAGUGCUGUGGACUUCUACGACCUUUCCCUCGGACCAUCUCUCAAUCGGAUUGGUUACUGUAAGGACAUCCCCGGCUUCGUCAUCCAGAUUGACUUUUCUGCUGACAGCAAACACAUUCAGGUCUCCACCAGCACCUACACCCGUCAGGUCCACGAAGUUCCCUCAGGGAAGAUCGUCACGGAGCUGACCGCCAUUGAAAGGAUCACCUGGGCUUCCUGGACCAGCAUCCUUGGUGAUGAGGUUCUCGGUGUUUGGCCUCGUAACGCUGAGAAAGCCGACGUGAACUGUGCUUGUGUUUCCCACGCCGGCCUCAACCUGGUGACCGGAGAUGACUUCGGCCUCAUCAAGCUCUUUGACUUCCCGUGCAGCGACAAAUUCGCCAAACACAAGCGCUACUUCGGUCACUCUGCUCAUGUGACCAACAUUCGCUUCUCCUGUGAUGAUAAAUAUGUGAUUAGCGCCGGCGGCAGUGACUGCAGUCUGUUCGUCUGGAAAUGUCAGUGAGACCUGGAACCUCCUGGAACCUCCACCUGGAUCCUCCUCCUGUGAUGCUGCACUCUCCUGGAUCUUCAGUCCAGCUCUGAGGGACUAACCCGUCAGUUUGUUCUGCUGGUCUUCUUGUACAUUGAGAUGCGUUGGUGUGAACCCGAGGAGGUUGUGUGUGUCGUAGUCGUAGUUGUGUGUGGGGGUGUAGCUGUGUGAUGUAGCGGUGUUUCGUUGUCAGUAUGUGCCUUUUUCACAAACUCUGACCAAACAUUUCAUACGACUUUCUCUCUAAUCGUGGUGCUACGUGACGUUUAGGGCUCUACUGUGGUUGUGCGUCUCGUUGUGUGAUGAUGAUGACGAUGUAGUUUUAUUUCACUGCACUAGAGUGAAGUUAAAAAUAGAGGAAGAUGGAUCAGUGUUUGAUCCCACUAAUCAAUAACUGAAGAUCAAUAGGAAAUAGUUUGUACAAAAAAAGAUUCUACCUCAAAAUACAGCAAAGUGAAACUGAAUCAGAGUUGAUGUAUUUAAGGUAGAAGAGAGAUAUUUAAUAAAACUGUUUGUGGAUAUGACUUUUGCA
Messenger RNA from Acanthochromis polyacanthus (spiny chromis), 7535 nucleotides. Its product is annotated as echinoderm microtubule-associated protein-like 6. The transcript is spliced from 43 exons. Gene Ontology annotation, molecular function: microtubule binding. The record is from RefSeq and is a predicted model, not a curated record. Lineage: Eukaryota; Metazoa; Chordata; Actinopteri; Pomacentridae. The coding region runs from base 1094 to 6976 and encodes 1960 amino acids.